This is a messenger RNA of Babjeviella inositovora NRRL Y-12698, 4140 nucleotides long. RefSeq lists its product as uncharacterized. Lineage: Eukaryota; Fungi; Ascomycota; Pichiomycetes; Serinales. Bases 146 to 3922 code for a protein of 1258 amino acids. The transcript has a single exon. The record is from RefSeq and is a predicted model, not a curated record.
AUAAGACGAUUACUACGUCCUGACUAAUUCAUAUCUUGAGGCGCUAACGACGGAAGGCGAUAGCAAAGAUCCAGUACCGAUACCCUUCAGAUUCUCUGGACGUUUUAUUUUAUACAACCCUUCACCCCCCCAUGCCUCUUCCGUCAUGCUAGCUGCCAUUCACACGCUACAUCGUAGCAUACGACAGCACCUGCUACCGCCCAGGACCUAUUUCCGUUCCCCCCAAGUCGCUCUCCGUUCCUGCCUAAUCCUUGUCCAUACCCACCCGUCGCAAUUUGUAUAUAGCCCUAGACGACACCUUACGUCCCGGCAGGACACCACUAAAACGCAAACUGAAAAGGAGAUCUACUACGGGAUUCGCGAGCGAAUCGACGAGCCAGAGCAUUUGAAAAGUCACAGACCCAGAUUUAGUCCUCAUCUCACCCAAAUUUCCGUCCCGCUUGAGCCUCCUGCUGCUCCAUCUGCACUCGUUAUCUCAGAAGCCAAACCUUUGGCACCGUUACCCGACCACACGGGUAUUCUCAACUCUAUCGUCGCAGACCAUAAUUCCGGUGAGGAAGACUCCCCUGAGCCUCGAGAUAGCCGCAUAUCCCGCUUUAUCAAUCAGAAAGUAUCACAUUUAGGAGGUUACCUCGACCACAAGAUCGAGGAAAACAACGAGAUUUUUGAGAGAAGGCGCCAGGAAACAGUUGUAAGGCUAAGUCCAGGAUAUGACGAUUCAGACAAGAGUAUUGUUACCCAGGAGCACCAAGAGGAGCUCAGACUUCAAAGCCAAGUGGAUGAAUACCACGCCAAGUUGCGCAAACAUAACCGAAUCUACAAGUUCUUUGACAACCGGCUCAACCAGUUGGAGCAUUUCCUCGAUAGGGGCUUGGAACCACCACUGGUUCGGUUGGACUAUAUUAAUGACCGGUACAUGGCCAAAGCAGUCAAAUACAACAAUCUCGAGAGACAGUUUCUCAACCGGUCGAGGGGUCAGGAGCAAAAAGUUGGAAUCUCGAAAGGUGAAUCCGCAGAAUUUCCAUCAGAAAACCAAUCUAAGCCUGUUCUACUUGAGUCAGCCACCACUGCACAUACACUACCCCCUGCAUUACCAUCUGCAUUACCCUCUGCAUCAUCAUCUGCAUUAUCCUCUGCAUCACCCUCUUUAUCUCCCUCAGAACCCUAUAGCAAGCUCCUCCAUUCUAUCAUCUCAGAUACAGAGACCGUUUCAGACUCACACGUCAAAUUCAACCGCGUACUCCUCACUGUCAAGGAGGCUCUCACAUCCGAAACAUUAUCGGAGGAGGAUCAUGACCACUUACAGCGCACACUCGGCCACUAUUAUGCCCCUGUAAGCGGCAACAUUUCGCGUGAUGUGUUGUUCCACUACUGCUCACUCCUCCUUCACAACUUUGGCAGCGUUUCUACUUGCGUGCGCCUCACCCGGGAGAACCUUCCGGCGGCAGAUUUGUCGGCAUUUUGGUACCGUUUGAUAUUUGGCGACGGCGACACGCGUGCACGUCUUUCGUACCCCCAGUUGAGCAAUGUAUACGAGUUUUUGCGGUGUCUCGGGUCGCCCGAGCUGCGGAACCAUAUCCGCACCUCUUGGAUGUACGCUGAUCGCUCUGACAACGCCAACUUGGUGCAUAUUCUAGAGCACGACUACAUGGCGUUGAACAAGGAGCUUGACUUUGCCGAGCAUCUUGCGCAGGCUUCGCUCCAAGGCGACUCCCAAUUCGAGGUUAUGAAUAACUUCUACGAGCUCCUCCGCACACACUACCACAUUCACUUUAAUGAGCUUAUUGACAUGAACAGCGACGUUUACCGCGAAGGCCCCAACUUCUCCCGUGACAACUGGCGUCAGCUCAGCAUUCCCUUUCGUGUGUACCUUCUCUCUGCCUAUCUCCAGCGCUUUUCGCUGGGCUACUUGCUGUUCGACCAGGUGAACCCUGCACACGUGGAUUCUAUCCAGAAAAAUCUUGACCAUGUUCACACGAUUGUGUUUGACAUCUUUUCCAAUGACAGCGGCUUGAUGGCCUGUGAAGGCGUUUUAGACCGGCUUCUCAAGGAAAUGGUUCAGGUAAAGCGCGCUAUGGCUGACAAGCUUAUUGCUUCCGACAUCAGCCACAAGCGUCAUUCUGGGUUCUCGGUGAACUACCGGUCGGUGAUAGAGCCCUUGCUGGCGCAAAUAUCACACCUUAGGCUCAGUGAGAGAGACUUUUCUCGCUUAAUCGAGGUGCAAGGCAUCUCGCAGGUGCGGUCCGAAAGCGUAAAGAUAUUUCUUCCCUUCGCCGCGCUGUAUUGCAAAGGAAGCAAUGUUUUCAGCAAGAUUGUUGCGAUGCAGUUUACCCAGUGCCAGGAGUCUGGCAUGUUGCAUUUGGUGUUGGACGAGGCGAGCCAGUACCUCAGCCACUUGGACGACCGGCUUAUUGGCGACGUUCUCCUCGCGGGGUAUUCAGUGUACUUGACCAAAACACGGCAAAACACCCUGGCGGAGCGAGAGUUGGCUACGGUGCGUACCGUGUUGGGAAGGAUGAAGGAAAAAAGCGCUCGAAUCUUGGACUACUUUAUAGCGAACAUUAUCCGAAAAAGCAGCUACUUGAAGAAAACCCAUUUAAGCGACUUGACGAGAUUCACAGAGUUUAUGGAAGAGGCGGGAUUGGCGUACAAAAUCAACGAUCAGCUCUUUGACAGCGGUGUGUUUACAUUUCUUUACCUCAAAUAUGGUAAGAGCAUCCAGCAAAGGGACGUAAGAUUUUUUCAAGAGCACUUUUCCUUGGAUCAGCAGUUCCGGUUGCUCAUAUCUUUCACUAACAAGAACAUAAAGAGCAAGAAAGUCGCCAUAUUUGACCCCAUAAUGGUGGAUACGAUCUUCGCAAACAUAUCCGAGGUAGAUCCCGCGACGGUGGAGGCAAACAAGCGACUCUAUGCGGCAAAAAUCCUGGAAUUGGACGCCAAUAUCACCCAGUAUCGCUGCCAUGCAAAGGGAAGCCUGUCCCGGGAAGUUGCUGCGACUUUCAAGAAACUCGCAGCCUUUCAAGACUUCUACAAUCAGAAGCUCCACAGCUUGGUGACGCCUGUUUCCGCGGUCAACCGUCAGUUGAGCCGCCUAGCUUCCGUCUGUUUCUUUUCCAACAAUAAACUCUGCGAAGGUCCAGUUUCCAAACCCGUUUCCAACAACCCGCGGGACUAUUUGAAGAAGUAUCGCGGAAACGUGCACGCGGACAUUUUGGCUCAUGUCACCGUUCCCAGUAAACCGACAGUCGUGAUCAACCCCGACGUUACCGAGAUCUGUCGGAUAGUCAACUCCAUCUUUCAUACAAACCUGAGAGCCCCCCUGAAGUUCACCACACACAAGUACACCACGUUUGUGCUGAGGCUCGUGGACCUCUACAUGGUGCAGCACCAGUUCGAGACCGCGUUCCGGCUCACGGAAGGGCUCGAGUACUGCCCUACUGAGGUCCGGGCCUUGGUGUUGCGCCGUUUAGCCAGUGUAAAUCCUGAGGCGACGCGGCAGGUGGUGAAGAAGAUUAUCGCGGCCAAGGCACAGGGUGCGCUUCCGCCACAGUUGUUCCACGACAUGUGUCUUGGGGUGAUUGACUCGCCCCACUUGGGAGUCACCGCGAAGCAUCGCUUCUUCCAGAAGUUGCAACACCAGGGGAUGCUCAAGAGCAAGCAGGUGGCACGGAAGUACAUCGUGAACGAGGUGAAUGUGCAUCUCCAGGCGGCGUACGAGCGGGGCAAGGGUUCCGUUUCGCGGUUUGCCAGUUUUGUCAAGAAGGCCGAGGCGGCCGGGGUUGAUCCCAAGUUCAUCAACUCGUGGUUGCUAUUUGUAAAGCACAUGAAGGUCAAUCGCAUGGGUUACUGGACCCGAAAUAAGAUGAGCAAGACCCAGCGUAUGAUCAAGAAGAGGGCAAAACAGAGAGAUCCACCAGCAUAAAGGAUGCUCCAUAUGUAAGGACAAUACAUAUACAUUUGCCGAAUUAGGAAUUCAAAAUGGUGACUGAAAAGUGUCUCCAGUUGUGGGUGUAUGCUAUGGAAAAUGUCAAUACCAACCAGUUUGGACAAAGCAAGGGUUUAGGUCUUGUUCUCCGGGAUACACUAUUCUAUACUGUAAGAUGGAAACAAAUAACUGCAUUACAUUAACUAGAGCAAUUA